Sporothrix brasiliensis 5110 is the source of this 1233-nucleotide messenger RNA. RefSeq lists its product as uncharacterized. Lineage: Eukaryota; Fungi; Ascomycota; Sordariomycetes; Ophiostomatales; Ophiostomataceae. The record is from RefSeq and is a predicted model, not a curated record. The transcript is spliced from 2 exons. Bases 1 to 1233 code for a protein of 410 amino acids.
AUGGCCACUGCUCCCACUGCUGCCACCGCUGAUCCUCGUCUUGUCUCUGGUCCUCCACCGACGUCUUCUUCCUCGCAGCACGCAGAAGCUCAAGUUGAACCUCAAGGACAUUCUUUGACCUCGAUCCCGACCUCCACCUCGGCACACGACUCGUCGCAGAACCGACCAGACGAGCUCCCGUCGAUCCCUCCCCCCGUCCUCUCGGCGCCCUCGUCACCAAGAUCCGCCUCGGUUGUCUCGUCCGGCGAAGGCGCCUCACCCGCGUCACCUUCUUCGCCAACGACACGCCCAACACGCGGUGCGUCUACGUCCUCGUCCACCGGCUCUAUUGGACGCUCCGGCCUCUUCAACCGCAGCUUGUCAGGCAUCCGGCGAAAGGCCACUCAAGACCGUUUGGAUGAGAUUCUGGAGGCAGCCCCAUCUGCCACGUCACCCGACCGCAACCGACGCGCCACCUUCCGCAUGGAACCGCUCCUCCGCAACCAGUCCGCACCGGGCGCGUUUGCCGGCAUUGCCGAGCAGUACGAGAGCGAGAGCGCCGACGAGACAACGCGCAUCAACCGGCGAGGCAGCCACGGCCUAAACUACCAGACGACGUCGGAGCCCGCGUCGCGGUCUUCCCACUCUGGCCCACGGGCGCGGAAACCAGGAGGGAACGAGAGCGGCCAGGGGGGCCAGGGGAGCCAGGGUGAUGGCAGUGGCGGUGGGGUGCCAAGAGGAGGAUCGCGCGCGGCGUCGGUGCGGAGCAGAAGCAGAACCACCAGCGCCGGCGCACCACCACCACCUCCGCCAAGCAGCCGCUGGACGGACUUUUGGGCCGGCUUCCAGUCCGUCGAGCUCGAGAACAAGGGCAGCGUCGCCCGCGACCACUUGGCCCUCGAGCGCACCUUUUUGGCGUGGCUGCGCACGUCGCUCGCCUUUACCUCCAUUGGCAUUGCCGUCACGCAGCUGUUUCGUCUCAACACGUCCACCGAUAGCAACAACAACAACAACAACAACAACAACAGCGGCUUCCACCGGCUGCGCAAUGUCGGCCGUCCGCUGGGCACCGCGUUUUUGGGAAUCAGUGUGCUUAUUCUGUUUUUGGGCUACCACCGCUACUACCAGAGCCAGCAGUGGAUCCUAAAGGGCAAGUUCCCCGCGAGCCGUGGCACCAUCCUGAUUGUGUCGCUGGUCGCCUUUGCGCUCAUGGUGACGUCGCUUGUCGUGGUGGUGGUCGUGCAGCCGACCUAG